CAUAACGCAGUUUAUCGCUGCAGGCGGCUGUCGCAGCUCCACGCACACCAGUGGGUUUCUGUGGUCUAGCAGGACACGGAUAUAGAAAACAGGAACUGCAUCCAUCACCUGUCAUGUCAACUGUGAAGCUCGAGCGUGCAGAUCAGGCAAAAAAUGCCCACAAUGGCAAGGUACUGAAGGGGCUGGAGACAAUUGCUGCCCUGGUCCGCUCUGUUGAAGAGACCCCUGAGCCAGUAGCUACCAAAUUAGAGGGAACCAUUCCCUCCUGGAUCAAUGGCAAACUCCUCCGCAAUGGCCCUGGGAAGUUUGAGUUUGGAGAAACACACUACAACCAUUGGUUUGAUGGGAUGGCCAUGCUGCACCAGUUCAAGAUUGAGAGAGGCGAGGUGACGUACAUGAGUCGGUUCCUGCAGAGCGAUGCCUUCAAAAAGAACAGCAAGCGGGACCGGAUCAUAAUGUCUGAGUUUGGCACGCUUGCCAUGCCCGACCCCUGUAAAAACUUCUUCCAGCGAUUCCUUUCUCACUUUGAGAAGUUUGAACCCACAGACAAUGCAAGUGUGAGCUUUGUGAAAUACAAAGGGGACUACUAUGUCAGCACAGAGACAAACUUCAUACACAGAGUGAACCCAGAGACCCUAGAAACUUUAGAGAAGGUGGACUGGAGUAAGUUCAUUGCAGUAAAUGGAGCCACUGCUCACCCCCACUAUGAUCCAGAUGGUACCACCUACAACAUGGGCAACUCCUAUGGAAGAAGAGGAGUCCUCUACAAUAUCAUCAGAGUACCUCCUGAGAAGACGGAAAGCGAAGACAGUCUGCAAGGAGCCAAAAUCCUCUGUUCUAUUGUGCCUGCAAACAAGUCCCAUCCCUCCUACUACCACAGCUUUGCCAUGUCUGAGAACUACGUGGUGUUCAUCGAGCAGCCAGUCAAGAUGGACCUGCUGAAGAUAGUCACAUGUAAAAUAAGAGGAAAGGCUAUGAGUGAUGGCAUCUACUGGGAUCCCAAACAGGAAACAGUCUUCCACCUCGUGAACAAACACACAGGCGAGGUCAGCUCAGUGAAGUACCACACCAAAGCCUUCUCCACCUUCCAUCAAAUCAACGCCUUUGAGGAGGAUGGCUUCUUGAUGCUCGAUAUGUGUUGCUCCGACGACGGCCAAGCCAUCAACAACUACCUCAUCCAGAACUUGCGUAAAUCAGGAGACGCGCUGGAUGAGGUAUACAACACCUUGUGCAGGGUUUUCCCUCGGCGUUUUGUUCUGCCACUGCAUGUGACCAAUGAAACCCCAAAAGACCAGAACCUGAACACUCGACCCUCGAGCAAUGCAUCGUGUGUCAAAAUCGGUGAUGACAAGGUGUUCUGCCAGCACGAGGAUCUCCAUGGAGAUGACCUCCAUGAGUACGGUGGCCUGGAGUUCCCGCAGAUCAACUACGCCAGAUGCAACACACAUUCGUACCGUUAUUUCUACGGCUGUGGCUUCAGACAUCUGGUGGGAGACUCUCUGCUCAAGAUGGACCUGAAGGACAAGACAUUCAAGGUCUGGUACCAGAAGGGUUUCUACCCCUCAGAGCCUGUGUUUGUGCCGUCACCUGAUGCUGUGGAGGAAGAUGAUGGUGUCAUCCUCUCGGUGGUUCUCACCCCGUCACAGGAUAAAGGGACCUUCCUCCUGAUUUUGGAUGCCAAGACAUUUGAAGAGCUAGGAAGAGCCUAUGUGCCUGUUAACAUGGCUUAUGGCUUCCACGGUACCUUCAGUGCCUCUGCAUAAACUUUUUGUUUUUUAGACUCCCCAUGAAUACAACGCAUCAAUAAGCAUUAGACAGUUAUAUAUUAUCAGGUGGUACUGAGUUGCUGCUGCUUUUUAUGCUUAACAUAUAGUGAAUAUCUGUAGACAGUAUAUAGGUGGGGAUCACCAGACAUAUGUUAUCACCAUAUUUCACUGACAAUACAAGCAGUGUGCUGAGUAUUACAAUAACCUGAUUUAGUAAAUCCAGUAAGAUUGUUAUCUCUCUUUAGUAGUUUGCUGCAAAUAGACGUUGGAGAUUGCUGUCCCGUUUUUACUCUAAUGACUGAGCCGUUAACUUGUUCUGAAUAGGUAGGUAGCUUUGUCAAGCGAAGUGUGAUCAGUGUUGGAUGGUUUUUCGACUGGUAGGACUUGUAGGGUACAGUUGAAAGUAAAUCUGUGGUCACCCAAGUGCCAAAAUGUUUUUUUAAAAGAAAUUUUAAUAUUCCAAAAAUUUUUACAAAUCUGACUUUUGUACUGUUUUUUUAAAUAUA
Pelmatolapia mariae (spotted tilapia) is the source of this 2272-nucleotide messenger RNA. Its product is annotated as carotenoid-cleaving dioxygenase, mitochondrial-like. NCBI's taxonomy places the organism in Eukaryota, Metazoa, Chordata, Actinopteri, Cichliformes, Cichlidae. Gene Ontology annotation, biological process: carotene catabolic process; retinal metabolic process. The transcript is spliced from 12 exons. Gene Ontology annotation, molecular function: carotenoid dioxygenase activity; beta-carotene 15,15'-dioxygenase activity. The record is from RefSeq and is a predicted model, not a curated record. Gene Ontology annotation, cellular component: mitochondrion. Bases 114 to 1763 code for a protein of 549 amino acids.